Molecule: messenger RNA, 315 nt
Organism: Suillus paluster
Lineage: Eukaryota; Fungi; Basidiomycota; Agaricomycetes; Boletales; Suillaceae
Exons: 2
Coding region: 1-315 (104 amino acids)
Source: RefSeq, a predicted model, not a curated record
AUGUCUCAUGGGAUGAGGUCUUUCAGGCUGAAAGGCCUCUCAAAAUCUGUUAUCUUGCACCAUUUUAGAGGGUGGGAUCACCAAUCACAUGUGCUAAUGGCUGGCAAGCAAACUGAGUGCCUUGAGGCAGCAGAAGUAGCAAGCCGCCAGACUCAGUUCCAAGAGAUGCCAGCUGAGGACCAUGAGAUGGUCAAGAACAUGAUAGCCAACUAUGGUAUGGAUGUUGACCCACUACCAUAUACAGCCCCCCCAGGAGAUAAGGGGUUGGAGAUGAGUCAUGCAGGAGGAGAACAAGAAAAUGUUUUCUGUAUUUGA